This is a messenger RNA of Lingula anatina, 1057 nucleotides long. RefSeq lists its product as uncharacterized. The record is from RefSeq and is a predicted model, not a curated record. Gene Ontology annotation, molecular function: calcium ion binding. Lineage: Eukaryota; Metazoa; Brachiopoda; Lingulata; Lingulida; Lingulidae. Gene Ontology annotation, cellular component: myosin II complex.
AGGAGGCGGUUGGAAUAGGAAGCGUUCCCGGCUGCCACGUAUCCGGUACAAGGCACGUCUACAACCCACAGCGACCGAGACAAAAUGACUACAAGACGACAAAGUAUGCCGGUGGUAGCCAAAUCUGACUACGGCUUCACCACAGACAAAAUCAAAGAAUUUGAAGAGGCGUUCAAUGUGUUUGACAAAGACGGAAAUGGGAUGAUUACCACGGAAGAAUUGGGAGAAGUUCUCAGAUCGCUCGGCGAACGACCAACAUAUUUUGAACUCAAGGACGCUAUGGAAGCAAUGGACGGAGAUCGUGAGUACUUCAGUUAUUUAUCUUAUAUCUAUCUUAUCAAAUCUUUUACAUUUACGAUGUACUGGUGCAAACAAUUUGAAGAGGCGUUCAAUGUGUUUGACAAAGACGGAAAUGGGAUGAUUACCACGGAAGAAUUGGGAGAAGUUCUCAGAUCGCUCGGCGAACGACCAACAUAUUUUGAACUCAAGGACGCUAUGGAAGCAAUGGACGGAGAUCGAAGCGGAACGAUAGAAUUCGACGAAUUUUUAAGUAUGAUGUCAAAAAACAAAAGCAGGGAUCCAGAGAAAGAAUUGUUGGACGUGUUUCACGUUUUCGACCAAAAUGGUGACGGGCACAUAGACGCAGACGAACUUUACGACGUCUUAACAAAAAUAGGAGAAGUCAUAACAAAGGCUGAGGUUCGUGAAAUGAUCCAAGAAGCUGACGUUGACGGUGACGGCACAGUAAAUUUUACAGAGUUUAAAAGGAUUCUGACGGCGAAAUAAGUAAACCCAAUAUCUGACUAUCAUCUGUGAUUCUGGGAACUGGCAUGGCGUUGGAGUUGCGCAACGUUAAAACGUGACGGAAAGGCCCCCUACUGAGCCAGGCAGGAGAAACGACUUUAUGCAAUAAAAACUUGGGUUCUUAUUUACAUCAAGACUAGAUAACCGGCCCGACUCUGUAGAUCAUGCACCAAGUGUGUCUGUGAAGAAUUCAAAAGGUUUGCAGAAAAAACGACGUGUUUUAAAACGCCAGUAAAGAAACAAGAGGCAGCGA